Molecule: messenger RNA, 1908 nt
Organism: Aureobasidium melanogenum CBS 110374
Lineage: Eukaryota; Fungi; Ascomycota; Dothideomycetes; Dothideales; Saccotheciaceae
Product: UPF0061 domain-containing protein
Exons: 3
Coding region: 1-1908 (635 amino acids)
Source: RefSeq, a predicted model, not a curated record
AUGGCAGCACACAUCUCCACCAGCGGGCAAAACAAUGUCCUGUACGACGCGACCAAGACCAACGAGAAGACAUACCCUAUCGCCGGCCUACCAAAGUCCAACAACUUCACCACCAAUCUUCCACCAGACCAGAACUUCCCUACUCCGUCCAGUUCGCAUGCUGCAGAGCGAAAAGAGCUCGGCCCUCGUCUGGUCAAAGGCGCCCUCUACACAUACGUCCGCCCCGACCCGCCUACAAAGUACGAAGUCCUCGCCGUGUCGCCUGCCGCACUCCAAACUCUCGCCAUCGACCCCUCUUCGACAGACUCACAGGAAUUCAAAGACACAGUAUCUGGCAGCAAGAUUUUGACAUGGGACGAGGCCAAGGCUUCAGAAAGAGAACAGAUAUAUCCUUGGGCACAAUGUUAUGGCGGCUACCAGUUUGGUCAAUGGGCAGGUCAGCUAGGCGACGGCCGCGCUAUAUCCUUAUUCGAGGCCACAAACCCCAACUCAGACGUCCGCUACGAGGUUCAGCUCAAAGGUGCAGGCAAAACGCCGUACAGUCGUUUCGCCGAUGGCAAAGCUGUUCUGCGAAGCAGCAUCAGAGAGUUUGUGGUUAGCGAGAGCUUGCAUGCUUUGGGAAUCCCUUCUACUCGAGCACUGGCUUUGACCUUUACCCCUGAGAACAAGGCUUUGAGAGAGCGUAUCGAGCCUGGUGCCAUUGUCACCCGUUUCGCUCAAAGCUGGCUGCGUUUCGGUACUUUCGACCUUCUACGCUCUCGUGGUGAUCGAGCUCUGAUCCGGAAGCUGGCCACAUAUGUUGCUGAAGACGUCUUUGGUGGUUGGAAGAACCUUCCAGGUGCUUUGAAAGAAGGCGAUGUCGCCGAGACGGCCACUAACCCAGACCGCGGUUUUGCGGAUACCAUCGUACAGGGCGAGAACGAACACGAAGAGAACCGCUUCACACGUCUUUACCGCGAGAUUGCCCGUCGAAAUGCAAAGACAGUCGCAUAUUGGCAAGCCUACGCUUUUACAAACGGCGUGCUGAACACAGACAACACGUCCAUCUUCGGCCUAUCUAUCGACUUUGGCCCCUUUGCCUUCCUUGACAACUUCGACCCCAGCUAUACGCCUAACCACGACGACCACAUGCUUCGUUACAGCUACCGCAACCAACCGAGCAUCAUCUGGUGGAAUUUGGUGCGUCUAGGCGAGGCAUUGGGCGAGUUGAUUGGUGCCGGAGCCCGCUGCGAUGACAACGAAUUCGUCACAGAAGGCGUCAGCAAGACCUGGGCGGACGAGCUGAUCAAGCGUGCCGAAACACUAAUCGAAAAGACUGGCGAAGAGUUCCGCGCAGUGUUCAUGGGAGAAUACAAGCGUCUCAUGUCUGCACGUCUCGGCCUCAAGCAAUGCAAGGAGUCCGACUUUGAAGUCCUCUUCUCCGAGCUACUGGACACGCUAGAGGCUUUGGAGCUCGAUUUCAACCACACUUUCCGCAAACUCAGCAAUAUCAACUUGUCAGAGAUCGAGUCUGAGGAACAGAGGAAGGAAGUUGCAGGCCGCUUCUUCCAUGGCGAAGGUCUCGGCAACACUGUAGGCGCAAGCGAAGACGAUGCCCGAACCAGAAUCGCAAAGUGGCUCGAACAAUGGCGCAACCGUGUCAUUGAAGAUUGGGGCGAAGGCAAGGAUGUCGAGCGCCAGGAGGCCAUGAAGAAGGUCAACCCCAAGUUCAUUCCCAGAUCAUGGAUCUUGGACGAGCUGAUCGACAGAGUAGAGAAGAAAGGCGAGCGUGAAAUUCUUCAAGGCGUCAUGAAGAUGGCACUCAAUCCUUUCGAAGAAUCAUGGGGCUGGAACAAGGAAGAGGAAGAUAGAUUCUGUGGUGAUGUGCCUCACAUCAAGCGUGCGAUGCAGUGCAGUUGCAGCUCUUGA